Molecule: messenger RNA, 882 nt
Organism: Cucurbita pepo subsp. pepo (vegetable marrow)
Lineage: Eukaryota; Viridiplantae; Streptophyta; Magnoliopsida; Cucurbitales; Cucurbitaceae
Product: ubiquitin-conjugating enzyme E2 10
Source: RefSeq, a predicted model, not a curated record
CAAUUCUCUUUCUUCUUCUAUUUUCGCUAUCCUCUUCCUUACGAGCCCUCACGGCUUAGAGAUCCAGAAACCAAAAAUCUAACUGUGAGGGAUUUUUUUCAAUCUUUGCUUCUCAGCUGUCAUUUCUAGGUUUUUUUCUGAUGGCGUCUAAGCGGAUCUUGAAGGAGCUCAAGGACUUGCAGAAGGAUCCUCCCACGUCUUGCAGUGCUGGUCCUGUAGCUGAAGACAUGUUUCAUUGGCAAGCAACCAUAAUGGGACCUCCAGAUAGUCCCUAUGCUGGUGGUGUCUUCCUUGUCACCAUUCACUUCCCUCCAGACUACCCAUUUAAGCCUCCCAAGGUAGCGUUCAGAACAAAGGUAUUCCAUCCAAAUAUAAACAGCAAUGGAAGCAUUUGCCUGGACAUAUUGAAAGAACAGUGGAGCCCUGCCCUAACCAUUUCUAAGGUGUUGCUCUCAAUCUGUUCUUUGUUAACGGAUCCUAACCCCGAUGAUCCGUUGGUGCCGGAGAUUGCUCACAUGUACAAGACAGACAGGAACAAGUAUGAAACCACUGCAAGGAGCUGGACCCAGAAGUAUGCCAUGGGGUAGGUAAGAUAGUAUCCCAAUCCCCCAUACCCCUUGUAAGUUGGGAGGAAUCUAUUGUCAUUUUAUAUGCCUGGCAAAUUUGUAUGCAAUUGUAAUUCUGUUUCAAUCCCUCUGAAAAAGAAAUGCACCAAAUAUUUGGUGCAACAAUAGCUUUGUGAAAGAAGAAGGUAAAAGCAUGUUUUUCCCUUGUUAUGCAUGGAUAAUGUGAGCUCUGUUUAGGGUUUUGGAUGAAUGUAAUCGUGCUCCUUGAACAUCUCUCCCUUGUUUUCUGAUCUGUUCUAUUAGGGAUUGGAACCCC